Molecule: messenger RNA, 270 nt
Organism: Gryllus bimaculatus (two-spotted cricket)
Lineage: Eukaryota; Metazoa; Arthropoda; Insecta; Orthoptera; Gryllidae
Source: the annotation of a GenBank genome assembly
AUGGACGAUGUUGGUAAUCGGCUGACUGAUCAAAACCAACCAUGUCAUAAGGUGACCUUGCAAAGGCAUAAAACUCGUGAAGAAAGUGGAAGUAUUUUUAAAAAUUCAGCACUUUUUACUCUACACUACUGCAUGCUGUCUACUCUAGGUACCCUUUUUGAAGACACGAGGUGUUCUCACCAACUGGCAGGUUGUGCACAUCAACAGAUCACUUUCACCUUUGAGUGUGAAAAGUAUUGUAUCACUGACCUUGCAUUUAUUGACAUUUAA